Molecule: messenger RNA, 1722 nt
Organism: Epinephelus fuscoguttatus (brown-marbled grouper)
Lineage: Eukaryota; Metazoa; Chordata; Actinopteri; Perciformes; Serranidae
Product: SCAN domain-containing protein 3-like
Exons: 3
Coding region: 1-1722 (573 amino acids)
Source: RefSeq, a predicted model, not a curated record
AUGAGGCUGGCCAGCUGUGUGGCUGACCUACGACCCCCACACCAACACGAUGAGCUGCACCUUUGCCGCAAGCACACCAAAGAAACCAAGUCAGUGACGGUGACCCAACCCAACGAAAAGAAAAAUGAUGACCAUGUUCAGAACUGCCUUGGGAAAGAAGGGAAGGCCGAUGGUGGACUUAGAGUGGCUCUGCGAGCUGCCUGGGUGCUUAACCGGCCUUUCACGGAAAGUGAGGUUUUAAAGGAGUGCAUAGUCACCGUUCUGGAGGAACUUGCCCCCGACAAAUCCAUGGACAGAGUUAUUGCAUCUGUCAAACAAAUACCUCUCUCUGCUUCAACUGCUGCAUGUCGUGUACACGUCUUGGCAGAGCAUGUCCAGCAAGCUGUCAUUGAUGGGAUCAAGGAAGCCAAAUACAUUUCGCUGGCUAUUGAUGAGUCCACUGACAACACGGAUAUUUCACAGCUGUGCGUUUUUGUCAGAUACUUUGAUGGCAAAGAUUUCCGAGAGGAGCUGCUGGCAUUGCUUCCGCUGGAGGACAACACCACUGCUGACAUCAUCUUUGGAAAACUGGAGAAUUUUUUUAAAAGCCAUGGAUUGUCCCUGGAUAAAAUCAACCUGACAGUGACAGAUGGUGCACCUGCCAUGACUGGCAAAAACAAGGGUCUGGUGAGCAGAAUAAAGACUGUCGUUCCUAAAACUAGCGCACUUCACUGUAUUAUCCAUCAAAGCAUGCUGUGCGCAAAGCCAAACGGGGAGCUCAAAGAGGUGAUGGAGAAAACAAUGAAAAUUAUUAACCACAUCAGAGGAAAUUCAAGCACACAGCACCGCCUGUUCCGCAAAUUUGUGCUCGAAUCCCAGGCUUCUCAUGAUGACCUGUUGCUCCACAAUGGCGUGCGCUGGCUCAGUAAGGGCAAAGCACUGGAGUGCUUCAUUGAACUCCGUGCCCAAGUAGUGGAUUUUUUGAAACAAAGUAAAUCAAAAGCGGCAGCUGACCAUCUCCGCAUCAUGCAAGACAGAGAAUACAUGUGCAACGUUGCGUUUUUAACAGACAUUUUCUCCCAUCUGAAUACACUUAAUCUCCAGCUGCAAGGAAAAGAAAAAUCAGUGGUGGAUUUGGUGGAAAAACUUGAUGCCUUUGGGAACACACUUGAUCUGUUCCACGCAGAUUUGUUGUCAGGGAGGCUGCUGCACUUCAACACACUGAAGACGGUGGAAGAAAGCAACGUAACAGACAAGAUGAAGACAUUCAUCACACAAUUAAAAGACAACUUCUCUGCUAGAUUCAAUGACUUUUUCAUUUCCAGGGAUGUCAUUGGAUUUGUGCGUAACCCAUUCACCAUCAGCCCAAGCGGAGAAUUCUCCACAAACGCGGUGAAAAUGAUGCCGUUGGACGAGGCGGCCAUUCAGAGUGAGCUGGCUGAAAUCCAGGCUGCAGGCGACAUGAAGGCUGCUCUCCGUGGUGCUGAAAGCCUGAGUGCAUUUUGGGUGUCUUGUCCCGAGGACUAUGGCACAUUGAAGACGCUGGCUAUGUAUGUGCUCACCAUGUUCGGUUCAACCUACAUCUGCGAGGCUGCGUUCUCCAAGAUGAACUCGAUAAAAACACACGAGAGGAACCGACUGUCAAACCAGUCUUUGGGGAACUGUUUGCGCAUAAGUCUGACAGCGGCCAAGCCUGAUGUGAAAAAGUUGGUGUCAGAGGGGAAAUGUAACUUCAGCCAUUAA